CGAGCAGACGCAGUUGACUGGGCUGCUGGGUUCAUGCGGGCUCAGUACCGCACCAACACUCUUCUUUAACAACAACAACAACUGCCACUGAAGGAAAUAUUAGAGAUGAUGUCGAGGUCGCUGAGAGCGGAGACUCGCUCAAGGGGCAAGGAGGAGACCAAGCGGUCUAUGCAAGCACUGGACAAGGUCCGGAGAUGGGAGAAGAAAUGGAUAACUAUACAUGAUACAACAAUGAAGAUUUUUAAGUGGGUUCCAAUUGCCACAGAUGAGCGAAAGAAGAAGAGUGGGAACAGUGCAAAUAAAGAAAACCGUAUGUGCAGCCGAGACAGCAGCAUGUCAGCAUUUCAGAUGGGUGGAGAUGACUCUAAUACAGCCAUGUCGAUGAUGAGUGAUUCCCAGGAUGCUACAGAUUUCUCAUCUACACAGUUCAACAUCUCAGAAGACUCAAAUUCUGAGCCACCAUUUAAGAAAAAGUUGAUGGAAGGUCGAGGGGAUUCCAUAUAGUUGUCAUAGAAAGAGGAUGAUAAAAAUAAAUACAUAUUGUACUUUAGGAUUAUAUUAUUUAUAAGUUUUGUAUCAGGAGGCAUAGAAAUAUACCUUCAGGAACAUGAAGUAUAUUAGACAAGGUUGUUAGAUGACAGAAUUAUUUAGCUAUGUUAUAUAAAUUCUCACAUGGAAAGUAAGCAAGUAGUGAUUAAGACUUUAUUUUUUACUACACUAGCCAUUUCCCACUGAGAUAAGGUGACCAAAAAGAGGAAAAUUCAUCAUCAUUCUUUCAGUAGCUUUUGCCUGAAGAAUGCAGAUGUCAUGUUUUGGAUAGCCGUCUGAACUGCAACAUUCCCCCCCCCCCCCAGAGUGCAGGCACCUACUUCCCACCUUACCUUGUUGUCCCAUAAGUUUAUCUGUUACACUGAAAUGGGUUGUACAUACAGUAAAACCUUUUAAUAACUGAUUUUCGUCAUUUCUAGCAAAAGAACUGGCAGGACAAAUGUUGGAAGCUUCGGACAAAAUGGAAAAAAAAUUAUAAUUCUGGAUUUUGUAUGUUAGUAUGUUUUUAUUAAUGAUGCCUUAUAAAUAUUGUUUUUCUCUUGGUUAAUGUUUUACCAAAUGCAUUCAUACUUUGCAUAUGUUACCAGUAUACAUGUAUAAAGAGCUUACAUUUAUUUGAUAAAGAUUGGUGAAUAACUAUAGAUUUAUUUCCAAUGUGUUGUGAGUGGUUAUCAGGUAGGGAGAGGAAAGGAGGUUGGCUGGCUGGCCACUGAGGGAGGUCCCAGUCAUGGCAGAGGGGCACAUGCAUGCAUGCUGCAAGCUCACUGCAUGCACACACCCACGCAUGCACCUGCACACACCCACGCAUGCACCUGCACACACCCAUGCAUGCACCUGCACACACCCACGCAUGCACCUGCACACACCCACGCAUGCACCUGCACACACCCACGCAUGCACCUGCACACACCCACGCAUGCACCUGCACACACCCACGCAUGCACCUGCACACACCCACGCAUGCACCUGCACACACCCACGCAUGCACCUGCACACACCCACGCAUGCACCUGCACACACCCACGCAUGCACCUGCACACACCCACGCAUGCACCUGCACACACCCAUGCAUGCACCUGCACACACCCACACAUGCACCUGCACACACCCACACAUGCACCUGCACACACCCACACAUGCACCUGCACACACACCCACGCAUGCACCUGCACACCCACCCACUCAUGCACCUGCACACACACCCACGCAUGCACCUGCACACACACCCACGCAUGCACCUGCACCCACACCCACGCAUGCACCUGCACACACCCACGCAUGCACCUGCACACACCCACACAUGCACCUGCACACAAACAUGCAAGCACCUGCACACACACCCAUGCAUGCACCUGCACACACCUACGCAUGCACCUGCACACACCCAUGCAUGCACCUGCACACACACCCAUGCAUGCACCUGCACACACACCCACGCAUGCACCUGCACACCCACCCACGCAUGCACCUGCACACCCACCCACGCAUGCACCUGCACCCACACCCACGCAUGCACCUGCACACCCACCCACGCAUGCACCUGCACACACACCCACGCAUGCACCUGCACACACCCACGCAUGCACCUGCACACACCCAUGCAUGCAUCUGCACACACCCACGCAUGCACCUGCACACACCCACGCAUGCACCUGCACACACCCAUGCAUGCAUCUGCACACACCCACGCAUGCACCUGCACACACCCAUGCAUGCACCUGCACACACCCACGCAUGCACCUGCACACACCCACGCAUGCACUUGCACACACACCCACGCAUGCACCUGCACACCCACCCACGCAUGCACCUGCACACCCACCCAUGCAUGCACCUGCACCCACACCCACGCAUGCACCUGCACACACCCACGCAUGCACCUGCACACACACCCACGCAUGCACCUGCACACACACCCACGCAUGCACCUGCACACACCCACGCAUUCACCUGCACACACCCACGCAUGCACCUGCACACACCCACGCAUGCACCUGCACACACCCACGCAUGCACCUGCACACACCCACGCAUGCACCUGCACACACCCACGCAUGCACCUGCACACACCCACACAUGCACCUGCACACACCCACGCAUGCACCUGCACACACCCACGCAUGCACCUGCACACACACACACCUGCACACACACACACAUAUGCACCUGCACACACACACCUGCACACACACACACACACCUACAACACCUGCACACACACACACCUACACACACACCUGCACACACACACCUACACACACCUGCACACACACACCUACACACACCUGCACACACACACCUGCACACACACACCUACACACACACCUGCACACACACAACUACACACACACCUGCACACACACACACCUACACACACACCUGCACACACACACCUGCACACACACACCUACACACACACCCACACACACACCUACACACACACCUGCACACACACACCUGCAUGCACACACCUGCACACACACCUGCACACACACACCUACACACACACCUGCACACACACACCUGCACACACACACCUACACACACACCUGCACACACACACACCUGCAUGCACACACACACACACACACACCUUACAUCAGUUGCACAAUUAAAUGAGAUCAACACCUAUCACCUAGUUAAAUAAGUUUAUAAUCAUACACCUAACUUACAUUUGUACUGCUGAAUAUACUGCAUUUUAAAGUUUAAAUGAAAUGUGCAAUCACGUUGCCUCGUGAGAAUUUAUUAAUUUUUUUAGUACAAUAAUCAUACCCUUUCUACUGAGGAAAAUGGAAUAUUUCACAAAAAAGAAGUGGGUUAAAGUCCAGGAUUACUAAAUUGUGAGAAAAAGUUUUUGAUGAUGAAAAACUUGUCAUCUCAUUGUUGUUCCUGUUUUUAGAAAUGGAAACAACACUGCUUUAUACUCAUUGUGGUUUAUAGUGGUCUUGUUAAUGUAUGUUCAUUAGUGCCAACUCUGCAUCUGUUAAGUUCACCACCAUUUCAGAAGUAUUGCUAGACUCUUGAUGUACAGUUGUCUAUUCAGAGAUUCAUUUUGUACUUAUAAAUAAAUAAAAAAUAAAUAAAUUUUUAUAGUGAAGACAUGUAAAAAUGGGAAAACAAUAAAUAAACAGAAGAAUAGCUAGGGACUCAAACUGUGGUUUAUGCAUAUAGCAGACCUUAUACUAUUACUACUCUGUCAUGGAACUUACCAUAAGAUAUGCUGUAUGACCCCUUCAUGUUAAUUUGAUAUUAUUACCAUAGGAUGAUAUUACAAAUAGCACUUCUGUGAAAUUUUUGUAUCAGUGACCCUACUAUCCAGUCCCACACCUCCAGAAGCUUUAAUGGUACAUCUGUUCUCAUACGGACUUUGCCUUUAAAGUCAUAUAGUCCAUAAACACAAGUAAGUCAUUUUCAUUACAACUUAUUUUAGAUUUAUGGGAUAGCAGGAGUUACCAGGCAUGUAAACUUGGCAUUAUAAUGGUAAUAUUGUAGUUACAUUCAUUUCUUUAUAAGUAGACCUGGUUUGAACUGCUACUUACUUUGAUCAAUAAUAUAAUAUUUGUAUUAAUAUUGGUAGAAUUACCAAAAAUAUGCUAAAUAAAAGACACUUGUGCCACAAUAAAAUGUUACAUUAGU
Cherax quadricarinatus is the source of this 4185-nucleotide messenger RNA. RefSeq names its product chromatin remodeling complex subunit BCL7B-like protein (gene BCL7-like). Lineage: Eukaryota; Metazoa; Arthropoda; Malacostraca; Decapoda; Parastacidae. The record is from RefSeq and is a predicted model, not a curated record.